Molecule: messenger RNA, 552 nt
Organism: Trypanosoma rangeli
Lineage: Eukaryota; Euglenozoa; Kinetoplastea; Trypanosomatida; Trypanosomatidae
Exons: 1
Coding region: 1-552 (183 amino acids)
Source: RefSeq, a predicted model, not a curated record
AUGAUCGAUUCACUUUGGCUGUCGGUUUUGCUUCGAUGCUGUGCUGGCAUUUUCAUGCCUCGUCUGCCCUUGGUGCGCUGUGAGGGUAUCUUUCUUCUGGGCACGCUUCGUAGUGUGUUUUGCCAAUUUCUCCGUUUUUUAUUUAUUGCUACUAUUAUUACUUUUGCUUCUGCCGUAAGAGCCUGGGGACGGCAGCACGCACCGGAAUGGGGGCAAAUACGUGAGAGAGGGAUACUCGCUUAUGCAGAUGGGCUUCUGCGCUUCUUGGCCGCUCUGGUCCGUAGGGAGACCCACUUUUUAUGGUGGCUCAUCUGUGAAGGUGGCCCUCCCCAGCUGACGUUGACGCAAUUAGCCGCGAAUGGCCAACACGAGGCCCCAAGCUCAACAGACAAUGUGGCACGAUUCUUCGGUUUGUGGGAUGGCAACUGGUUUUGUGCACGCCACACUGGCCGCAGUUUGAGACGUCUUCCCCCGCCCUUCCAUUGUCGCGGUGCAGCCGAUUGGGCAGACGACCUGCGUGUCACGGGCACCCACACGGCGGUGCUGGCGUAG